GCUGCUAAGCCCCUCCGCCGGCGGAGGGCCAGGGUGAAGAGAUGGCCGGGCGGACGGCGUGGCUGCUGCAGCUGCUGCUGCUGCUUGCUGGGGCAGCAGCGCUAGCAAGCGGCUCGCAGGGCGACCGCGAGCCGAUGUACCGCGACUGCGUGCUCCGGUGCGAGGAGCGGAACUGCUCGGGGGGCGCACUGAGGCACUUCCGCUCCCGCCAGCCAAUCUACAUGAGCCUAGCAGGCUGGACCUGUCGGGACGACUGUAAGUAUGAGUGUAUGUGGGUCACCGUUGGCCUCUACCUCCAGGAAGGUCACACAGUGCCUCAGUUCCACGGCAAGAUGGGAACAGUGUGUCCUGCCUCUGGAUUUGAGUGGCCCUUCUACCGGUUCCUGUGCUUCCAAGAGCCAGCUUCUGCUGUGGCCUCUUUCCUCAAUGGGCUGGCUAGCCUGGCGAUGCUCUGCCGCUACCGCACCUCUGUGCCAGCCUCCUCCCCUAUGUACCCCACCUGCGUGGCCUUCGCUUGGGUCUCCCUCAAUGCCUGGUUCUGGUCCACAGUCUUCCACACCAGGGACACUGACCUCACGGAGAAAAUGGACUACUUCUGUGCCUCCACUGUCAUCCUACACUCAAUCUAUCUGUGCUGUGUCAGGACCGUGGGGCUGCAGCGCCCGGCCGUGGCCAGUGCCUUCCGGGCCCUCCUGCUGCUCAUGCUGACGGUGCACGUCUCCUACCUGAGCCUCGUCCGCUUUGACUAUGGCUACAACCUGGCGGCCAACGUGGCUAUCGGCCUGGUGAACGCAGCCUGGUGGCUGGCCUGGUGCCUGUGGAACCGCCGGCGGCUGCCGCACGUGCGCAAGUGCAUGGUGGUGGUCCUGCUGCUGCAGGGGCUGUCCCUACUCGAGCUGCUAGACUUCCCGCCUCUCUUCUGGGUCCUGGAUGCCCACGCCAUCUGGCACAUCAGCACCAUCCCUGUUCACAUCCUCUUCUUCAGGGGACGCUCUCAGAGCUGUGCCUCAGUGGGCUCCUCCCUCGGCCCACAGCUUUCUGGAAGACGACAGCCUCUACCUGCUGAAGGAAUCAGAAGCCAAGGUCAAGCUGGACUGAAGGCCCUGGAAGUGGGUCUGCUCUCUUGGGGAUCCCGUCCCUCCCUGCUGGCUCUUCUUCACCCCCCAAUCCUUGAGAUGAUUUAUAUUUUUCCUUUCAGCAUCUUGAACUUGGACAUGAGGGCUGUGGUCCCAGAAUCAUGUAACCUGCUCACCCCCACAUGGCCCUCACAGGUCUUGAUGUCAGUUCAGACCUGGCCUCAUAACAUCUGGGGCUAGAAAAUGGGCAACCCCUCUGAUCCCUGGAGCUGAACUGGGCUGGAACUGUGUUCUGAGCUCCACAGGGAGGAGGGCUGCCUCUCCCUCCCCAUCAGCCUCCUCCUCACAUCCCCUCAUUGCCUGGACAGUUCCCAGAACCCUGUGUCUAGCUGGGAGACCAGGUACCACAGGCCUUUGGGGAUAUAGGGGAGUCCCCUUCUGUUACCCCAGUGCCCUCCUCUGGGGCACCACUAGGUGGCACUAGAUGCUUGCUCUUGGCUGCCCAGGUUUCAAGGCCGGUCUUCUCAUUCUCCGCAUGGGAUCUAGAGGGACCAAGCUGUUGGAAUUGGGGAGCAGUCUCACCCAGACUGUUGCCCUAGUCAGACCCCCAGGAAUCCUCAUCACACUCCCCCUCACGGCCAGGACCCCAGAGAGCCCAGGACAGGCAUCCCUCUGGCCCCUGGGCUGCUGUUCUGGUUGGGAGCCUGCAAGUGAGUGUGCAAGGGAGACCACGUGUGUAGGUGAUGGGAUGGUGGACGUGGUCCUGGGGUGUGUGGGAUGUUGGGUGGUGUGGUGUGUGUGAGCAUUGGCCUUGUGCAGUGUGGAAAGUCGGGGGGAUGAGAGUGGUUUUGAAGUAUGUGUGUUGGGGGGCAAGCGGGUUAGUGUGGGUUAGGGGAAUGUGCAGAGACCAAGUGUGAGUGCAGGGGAGUGUGAAUGCUCCACAGUGUGUGUGUGUGGGGGGGAGGGGAUCAAAUCAUGUCAACAGCCAUUUACUGAGCACCAACCUUAUACGCAGCCCCAGGCCAGGCAGAGAGGCAGGAUGUCCCCAGGAUCGGGCGGGGGUACGGGUGUCCAGGCUGCGUGUGUGUAUAUGUGUUCCUUUCUUCUGCCCUCCCCCCUUUACCAACCUCACAAGGCUCCUGCAAAACCCAAGAUCACCCCCAGAAUCAGACCCUUGGGAGGCAGAGGAAGGAAAAUGGGCAUCCUCCUUGCCUACACAUGGUUGUCCAGCCCUAGCCCAGUGCCCUGCCUGCUAAGCCCCUUUGCCACUGCCUGACCCAGGGGAGGGAGGGGGCAGUCUGAGGGAGGAGGGAAGAAGGCUUUGGCUGGGUCUGGUCUCUGGUCUUCGCAGCGGCAGGCAGGGGCCAUGCUGUGCCUACACCCUGGUAAAGGUGACCUCUGCCAGUUUCCAGCAGCCAUAGCACAUUCCGGCUCCACAAGGAUAGAAUGUGGAGCUCCAGAAAGUUUCCACCCAAAGGCAGUCUCUGUGAUUGGAGCAGGGAGUCUGGAUUCUUGCUCUUUCCCUGCCCUCUUGCCCCUCCCUGGGGUAAGGGCACUAAGCUAGGACUCCAACUUCAGGGACUUGGGUGGCCUGUGUUAACUUCUUUUGAUACUAAGAACUAUUUUAAGGUAGGAGGGUGGCAAGGGACAUUCUUAAUAAACCAAUUCUCAGCCUCA
Messenger RNA from Hippopotamus amphibius kiboko, 2753 nucleotides. RefSeq names its product post-GPI attachment to proteins phospholipase 3 (gene PGAP3). The transcript has 9 exons. Gene Ontology annotation, cellular component: endoplasmic reticulum membrane. The coding region runs from base 42 to 1316 and encodes 424 amino acids. NCBI's taxonomy places the organism in Eukaryota, Metazoa, Chordata, Mammalia, Artiodactyla, Hippopotamidae. Gene Ontology annotation, molecular function: hydrolase activity, acting on ester bonds. Gene Ontology annotation, biological process: GPI anchor biosynthetic process. The record is from RefSeq and is a predicted model, not a curated record.